Molecule: messenger RNA, 3481 nt
Organism: Frieseomelitta varia
Lineage: Eukaryota; Metazoa; Arthropoda; Insecta; Hymenoptera; Apidae
Exons: 16
Coding region: 147-3239 (1030 amino acids)
Molecular function (GO): protein binding
Source: RefSeq, a predicted model, not a curated record
GUCCGUACGAAAUUAAUUUUCAGUCUGUUUGUAUUCUUCUCCUGCUGUAGAUCGUGUGAUUCAAACGCAAAGGAAGAAAGCGUACAUAUACAAACGAAUUGGGAGAUAUUGUUUUGGUACCAAUAUUGAUUGAUUGUUGAUCAACCAUGUCUCAGAAAAGCUCGAAAGCAUCAGCGGAGAAAAACGCGGCGACAUACAAAAUUCUUCAGAAUGCUAAAGUAGGGAGAUACAUGGUAGCUAACAGAGAGUUGGAGGCAGGCGAAGAAAUUGUCACAGAAAUGCCUUUUAUAGUCGGACCAAAGGCAUUCUCGUACUCUUUGUGUCUUUCCUGUUAUGCAUCGUGGCCUCCAUCACUGUACGAUAAACCUCUUUGCUCAAAGUGCGGCUGGCCUGUAUGUUCGGAAAAUUGUGAAAACCAACCGCAACACAAGGAUUACGAAUGUCAGGUAUUUGUACAAGCCAAAGAGAAAUUCAAUGUGCAAGCUGUUUUCGAAGAGAACGAAAAUGGAAUGCCGCAAUUGGAAUGUAUAACUCCGUUAAGAUUGCUUCUAGAAUCAGAGAGAAAUUCUGAAAGGUGGAACAACGAAGUAAAAGACAUGGAAGCUCAUAAUAAAAUAAGAAGUGAGAAAAUGCAGUGGCAAUUGAAUCACGUCAAUAUAGUACUAUACAUAAGGAACCAACUUAAAUUAAACAGAUUCUCAGAAGAACAAAUUCAUACAGCUUGUGGAAUUCUGGAAAUCAAUGCUUUCGAGAUUCGAACAGCAAAUGGAUGUACCGCGAGAGCACUUUAUCCAAUAGUGGCUCUGAUGAACCAUUCGUGUGUCUCAAACACAUGUCACAGUAUUUCACCGACUGAUUAUAGAAUACGAUUACGUACUACACUGAAAAUUCCUGCUGGUGGUGAACUUUACGGACGUUACACGCAUUCGCUACUUCCUACGAUGUUGAGAAGAGAACAACUUCUCGAAACAAAAUAUUUCGCCUGUGCCUGUCCAAGAUGUUCAGAUCCUACCGAACUUGGAACACAUAUGUCUACGUUGAAAUGCAAUAAGUGUGAUAACGGGAUUAUAUUAUCUUUAGAUUCUUUGGAUCCAGAAAGUUCAUGGAAAUGUACUUAUUGUAACUUUAUGACGACUGGAGCAGCCGUUCGAAAAGUAUUGCUGAUCAUACAAGAAUCAGUGAAUGCAGUGGAGAUCAUUAGCGGUGCUGAGGGAGCUGACGCUAUUCAAGCGAGGGAGACAGUGAUAAAAAAAUAUCGUUCAGCUCUACAUCCCCGACAUGCUUUCCUCACAACAUUGAGAUAUUCGUUGUCACAAAUGUAUGGUCGUGUGGACGAAUAUCUCUUAGAUGAUUUACCCGAUAUUGUAUUAGAACACAAAAUCGAUAUGUGUAGGUUAUUACUUCAAGUCUUCGACGUCAUAGAACCUGGCUAUUCUCGUAUAAGAGGAAUGACCUUGUACGAACUCCAUGCCCCUUUACUUUUUACCGCUAAAACAUUGUGGAAUGCCGGAGUAAUCGAUGAAGCCAUCCUAAAAUCGAAAAUGAUAGAUGCUUCUACCAUCUUGAAGGAAGCUGCAUUAAUUUUGUGCUUAGAACCACCAGAUACAUCAGAGGGUAAAAUAGGCAUCGCCGCUAAAGAAUCUCUGGCUGAACUCGAAGAAUCGAUAAACAAUUUGUACACUGCAGUUCCCACGUUGAAAUAUAAAGUUUGUUAUUCAGACAAAUUGGGCAGAUAUUUACAGGCAGCAACGGAUUUACAGCCAGGCGAAGUGAUAUUUCGAGAAGAACCGAUUAUUGUUGGACCAUUGGUUAUCAAUAAACAUCCGGUAUGCUUCGCAUGUAUGAAUCUCUUGCAACUAUAUGAAGAAGAAGAUCAUUAUUUUUGUACGAAAUGCAACGUCGCUCCUCUGUGUGGUAGUGCUUGCGAGGAACGCUCGAUACAUCAUACACCGGACGAAUGUGAACUCUUCCGAACUACUGAAGACAUAGCGAAGAAAAAUUUACAUCAUAUUCUCAAAUAUAUUAACGGUAUAUUAUUGAUUAUAAGAUUUUGGCUCUUACAAAAAAGAGAUCCGGAAUUAUGGGAACGAGCCAGAUCUAUGGAAGCUCAUUUAGAGAAAAGAAGAGGCACAACAGAGUGGAAAGACAGAGAAAUGAAUAUUAUAAAUGUUAUGAAAUCACUUAAUUUAGUUCCUCAUGACGAUCCAUCUGUUUCGGAAGUUCUUCAACUAAUGUGCGCAAUUAUAGAUGUUAAUUCUAUCGAGCUUAGGCCUCCAGGAAAUAUAGAGAGAGUUUAUUUACAAGGUUUAUUUGCGGACACCUCUUUGCUCUCUCACGACUGCAGAGGAAACCUUCAUCUAACUAUGGAUAGCAAAUUUAAGCUAACUGUAUAUGCCAGUGUACCAAUUAAAGAAGGCGAUAUCAUUUGCUUUAGUUAUACUUCGCCUUUUUUGGGAACAUUAUCUCGGAGACUACAUUUAAGAAUGACAAAAUAUUUCGAUUGCAAUUGCUCAGUGUGUAGAGAGCCAUAUGAAUUGGGAUCAUAUGUUAGCGCUAUUUUGUGUCCACGAUGCAGAAAAGGUUACUUGGGAAUGGAAGAUCCUUUGGUAGAGUUUCCAUACGAAAAGAAAUGGAAAUGCAACAAUUGCGAACACCACAUGGCAGGAUAUCUUGUCAAAACCACUUUAAAUCUAUGCAAAUUAUUGGUCAAAGAAGACAUUAGGGAUGCUAAAGAGCUAGAGAGUUUAAGGAGGAAAUUAUUGAGAACUCUCCAUCGAAAUCAUUAUUACAUACUAGAGGUGAAGCAAAAGUUGUUGGCUAUUUAUAGAUUCGAAGUGACAAGGCCAAAUCCAAAUAAAAGAUUUCUGGAGAAUAUGUUGAGUAUAUGUAAAGAAAUGUACGAAUUGCUGGAAGUUGUUGAACCAGGAAUAUCUCGAUAUAAAGCAAUAACGCUAUUCGAAUUGCACUUAGCAAUAGUAGCGUUAGCGCAUAAAGAGUAUUAUAGACAAGAAAUUUCGGCAAUAGAAUUUGCUUCGCGCCUUGAAGAAGGCGCAAGUACAUUGAAGAAGUCCCUAACUAUGCUCCUUUUGGAGCCACUGGACACUGCAGAAGGGAGAUUGGCUAAAAAAGGUUUAGAAAAAUUAAAGACACUAAAUGAGACUAUAAAUAACGUUAAGGCUGUGACUGAAUUUGCACAACUUACUAUUCGUGGAAGAAGAAAAUUACAGAAAAAUAAAUAAAGGAAAACAAAUAGACAAUGGAUAUGAAGUAUCUUUCAUCAUUAACAAUGAUGAUUAUUACACAAUAUUAAUUUUUUUUUCAUUAUGUGACAAUGUACAUAAAACAAUAUUAGUAAUUUAAAUAAGAAAAAUUUUUAAUGAUUUCAUACUAUUUCGAACAUUAUAUGUAUAUAACUCUAGUGAUCAAAAAUGUCACUAUAUUAAUCCAAUAGUAUCGCAGAAUAAAUUAUAUCAUUCUUAUU